UGUGAAGACAUAACAGAAUAAACGGUGCUGAUGUGAUUACCUCGGGGAACCGAAUGAGCGUUUACCGUCUGUUGUGACGUGUCCUUCACUAGGCUACAGCGCGCGGGGAAUGUAGCUUGUGUUACUGAAGACUUGCUCACGUGAUCAGGUAGUAAGUUACUUUGUAAUAUUUCUAAAUAAAGGAGAGCCGCUCUAGGAGCUCAGAUGCAACAGCCAAGCUGUCUUCAUCAGGGUAUAAGUAAGUUACUUUGUAUCAAGGAUGUAGACAACUGCUUUUUACCAAGGCCUUGUACGCAACACCUACAAUAUGCUUUCCAGGACAGACUGUUGGAUUCGGAUUGUAUAUAGGCUGCUGUUCAGUCGCUGUUUGUGGUCAGACAUGACAGACAAGAUGGACGCUACAGCUUCUGGAGGCUUACAGUACAAUAACAGACUGUUGGAUUCGGAUUGUAUAUAGGCUGCUGUUCAGUCGCUGUUUGUGGUCAGACUUACAGUACAAUAACAGACUGUUGGAUUCGGAUUGUAUAUAGGCUGCUGUUCAGUCGCUGUUUGUGGUCAGAUGUGGUCAGACAUGACAGACAAGAUGGACGCUACGGCUUCUGGAGGCUUACCGUACAAUAACAGACUGUUGGAUUCGGAUUGUAUAUAGGCUGCUGUUCAGUCGCUGUUUGUGGUCAGAUGUGGUCAGACAUGACAGACAAGAUGGACGCUACGGCUUCUGGAGGCUUACCGUACAAUAACAGUGUUGUGUGAACACCGAUAUCCGUGUUUACGGAGGGGAUACCUGUAUUCUCUGACUUCACAGUAAGAAGGCCUCUUAUUCAUUCACACAUCAUAGGUUUAUUAGGCUAUUGGACAGCGUGAUGAAGGAGAAAUAGGAAUUCGGCUCAAAUAUUGUUUAUUCCAAAUCGGAGUUAUGAUGUCAUUUCCUUUGUAGGCUUCCCCAUCGAAUAACGGGUGUAGGUUUAGUAGCCUUAAACAGCCUACAUCCCCUUAAUACUGUAUCGUCACAAAGCCGUCCGUUCCAGCCAGUGAUUAGCAGAAUGACUGAUCCAAACAGCAACACGGACGGUAUGGCUGGCUACUCCGGUAUCACCAGACUAAAUGUAGCUGGCAGUGGGUUACCUCGUCGGACCGUGCUGAACUCUCACACUCCUCCAGGCAGACUGACGUCCCUGCGGUCCCGGGACCUGACUCUGGGCGGGUUCAAAAAGAAGACUUUCGUACCCAAUGUCCAUUCUCUGAGGAAGAGUAAAGAUGAGUUAAAGGAAGAGGCCCAUGUUGCACCAAAGAAGGACAGAAGAGUGAGGGAGGAGAGGCACAGGGAGAGGAGAGUGGAGAGAAGAGAGCGCCCCCAUCAGACCAUUCAGUCCCACUCCAUCUUUGAACAGGGUCCUGCAGACACAGUAAAGAAACCAGGGGGGUGGAGAGGGACCGACCUCAGAGACAGCAGAUCCUCUCCUGUAGCUAAGUGUUUUAAGAAGGAGAGACGUGCCUCAGAGGAAAACGAUGAUGAUAUGUUACAGCUUCAACGGGAUGAUUUUUUGGAUGAUCCUGGUUUGAAAAAUGAUGCCAAGAACAAGCCGAUUCAACUGCCACUGUAUCAAUCCAGCAACUUCCUGAUAACAGAGGCAACAACUCCAUCAUUCAGAGCCCCUGCUACUACUAACCCACACCUGCCCCUUCAGUAUGGAGCAGGACAUCAGCACGGACCAGGCCAGGGGGUCCUGAGCCCAGACCAGAUCCCUCAGUACGGACCAGGCCAGGGGGUCCUGAGCCCAGACCAGAUCCCUCAGUACGGACCAGGCCAGGGGGUCCUGAGCCCAGACCAGAUCCCUCAGUACGGACCAGGCCAGGGGGUCCUGAGCCCAGACCAGCCCUCUGUAGCAGAUCUCUUCCAUCAGCUGACGGUUUCAGAGACAGAAGAGUUGCUGUUUAUCCAGCUUCCUGAUAUUAUCCCUGGCCAGCCAACCACAGCCACCGGCCAGCCAACCACAGCCACCGGCCAGCCAAUCACAGCCCCAGAAAAAAAUGGUAAAAAAGACUCCAAGUCCGACAGCAAGCGCUGCUCUCACAUUAAAGCACCAGACCCUGCUGGUCAAGACGUUCCUGUCCUGUCAGAGUUCACAGAGGGCUUUCUGGGUAAACUACAGAUCAGGAAGUCUGGCAAGGUGCAGCUGGUGCUGGGAGACAUCACUAUGGACGUCUCAGAGGGAGCUGCCUUCUCUUUCCUACAGCAACUGGUGUCUGUGCGUCUGUCUGAGGGCCUGACUGGAGACAUGAGUAUCCUGGGGAACAUCAAGCACAAGCUGGUCUGCUCUCCAGACUUCCAGGCUCUGCUACAGGAGCCGUCACCUGACCACUCAGCACCUCUCUAACUUAUAUACAGUUCACCUUUUUCAGCAUUAAUGUGUAGAUAUUGUACAGUUUUAUUAUACGAUGUGAGCAUUAAGUGUGUAGACAUUGUACAUAGUUUACUUUCAUCAUACAGCGUUUUAUGGACCUUGUCGAUUUCCUCCCAAUUUGUAAAUGUUUAUUUAAUAAAGAUUAAAUACAAAACAUGA
Salvelinus namaycush (lake trout) is the source of this 2564-nucleotide messenger RNA. Its product is annotated as DNA-directed RNA polymerase III subunit RPC4-like. The coding region runs from base 1044 to 2378 and encodes 444 amino acids. Gene Ontology annotation, biological process: transcription by RNA polymerase III. The transcript is spliced from 8 exons. Gene Ontology annotation, cellular component: RNA polymerase III complex. Lineage: Eukaryota; Metazoa; Chordata; Actinopteri; Salmoniformes; Salmonidae. Gene Ontology annotation, molecular function: DNA binding. The record is from RefSeq and is a predicted model, not a curated record.